AUGCUAAGUGUCCCCCACUCGCACUACCGCGUCUUCCAUGGCAAUCCAGCAGCCGAUUCGUUGCAUGCAACGUCCAACGAUCAAUUUGCUUUACUGCUGGACCCUAAACGGAUAGAAAGUACUUCAACUGACCUUCAUCUGCGGGAAUUUGCCCAACUUGAGGUCCAAAUAAAAGCGCUGCAGCUACAAGUGACGCAACACAAUAAUCCAAUCGCCAUGGAGAACGCAAUGGCCGGUGCAAUGGUCGAGUGUUUUAUGUUCUACUCGCGUCUAUUCACGGUCGAAUCGUAUUUAUGGCCGGACUUUUUAGCUGCCGUUUUUACGAAAUUGGCCGAGCAUUUUGCUACAAGUGGAAAUACAAGUGUUCAAAGUGCUAUUCUAAGGAUCUUUCAACGUGCAAAAGCUCAUAUUGCUCAAGUGAAUGAUGCCUCUAAGCUACUGGGUCAUUUGGUAGGACCCUUGACACAUGCGACCUCUGUGGCGACUCGGACACUGACACUACAAAUGUUGGCAACGAUGCCGUCUCUGCUUGUACAUGCCAUGGAGAUACAGCAGCAGAUUAUGAAGGGACUUUCUGCCGAUGAUAUGGAUGAGCGAUUGGCUGCAAUUGAAGCAGCAAAUGCAGUUUUACCUCUCUCGUCUUUGUUUCGGAAGAAUGUACUCACAUUUAGUCUUGAAACGUCAACGAAAUUGUGCUGUUUGUUGCCUCGAGCAAUCUCCAACAUGACUGAAGCACAACAAGCGUGGACUCACUGCGCCGAGUUGUAUGAGCAUUUUGCAGAUGAUAAGAGUGCGGUCGCAAGCAUACGUGCGAUGACGACAAUGACUACUGCUUACCCGGAAGUGUUAUUGAUGAUGCAUGGACAAUUGUUGCAUCAUGUUCUUGACCAAGAACCUCGUGCACUUGUACGAAAUUUUACACUGAUGGUGACGCAACAACUUGUUGGAAAAGCAGGCACUGAUGAGGAUGACCAACUAGCUAACAUUCUGGAAGGUAUGUUUUCACGAAUUAGCAGUCUGCACGUUACAUCGGGUCGUGGCAUGAUGCGCAUCAAGUUAUCAGCUUUACUUUUGCUUGAAAAGUGGUGUGUUGAUCACGUACUGGGCGAAAAGGCUCACGCACUGUUAGAGGAUGCCAAUAAGCUUCUUGCUUUUACCGCGGACGAACGUUUUGCAAAGGCCUAUGUAUCAGUCAUCUCGAAUGUCGCUCGCCAGAAGCUUUCAUCUGUGGAGACAAUAUCGCCGGAGUGUAAUGUUGAUAAUUUGUUGAUGUUGCUGCAUCCACGCGCAGCCGUUGCUGCCAAGUCUACGUGGAAUCACGUAUUGUGCGCGCUUGCUAGACUAUGCCAAGACUAUCCCGAACAUCUUGCGGCGUACGUUUCAUCGCGUUUAGUUGAAUUGCUCUUGAUUCCCACUGAGAAUCUGGAUUCUACAAUAUCCAAGUUACGUAGGACGUCCAUCUUUAAGGUGCUUGGAACCCAGCUUCGACCACCAGUUGUCCACUUGAUUCAUAAGGAGCUUCCAACUUUGCUGAAGGAACUGCUGACCGUAAAGCAGACAGAUGCACCUCGAUUACAGGCUGUUGCAGCUACAUUCUUUCUCUGGACCCAGGAAAUGACGUUCGCUAUCACUGAUGAUGACAAAGGUACAAGGAGAACCAUUGCCGAAUUUGAACAACAACUCCUAAAUCCAGCGCACUAUGAGUCCCACGCCGAGCGGUAUGAGAUGGCGAAAUUAGCGAUGCUGCGAGGGCGUUUCGCUUUAGCAUUGCAACUAAUGGAGGUGGUUGUAGCGAGUGCCGAUAGCGAGUGCUUUGGUGGGUGGUUGCGUGCGCUACAAGCCCUGUGUGAAGCAGAGUCACGUAUUGCAUCAGACCAAUUUGUGCACCUGGAAAGUAUUCACUCCCUUGCCCGCACCAGUAUGUACUUGCAAGCAGCGCAAACGUCAAGCUUUCGCUUUCAACUACAGCUGCAUCUCGUUUCGCUCCGACUUGAGUGGGUGCAGUUCCUACAGAGUACACAACAGCUCGCGGGCGAGGCUGUGUUUACAAAUUCAGCUGGUAAUUCUGCUGGUCGUGAGGGGCAUUUAAGUAAGCAAUUACGCGUACUUGCUCGUAAAUUCAAAGCUUUACGCUCCUUAUUGCUUGGUGCCAGCCAGCGUGACCUUGAUGCACUUCAAGCUCACGCCAAUUCGUGCAUUUUGCUGGCGUCAGCAGUAGAAGGGCUUCUGUUACUUCAGUCUCCGAACUCCAUUGAUUUUCCGACAGAGUGGGGGCUCAUUAUUAACGGUUCCCAGUGGAGUCUUCAGAUGCUGAAGUUACUAAGCGAGGACGUACGCAGCAAAUUGGAUCGUGUUGCUAACCUUGCGCCCUCUCGCCAGCCUGGUACUGGUGCACGCGUAUUGCAACAACUUCUGGCUUCCCUUUGCGGUGUUCCUCUGGUACUACCGAGACUAUUUUUCUGUUCUCGUCUGCGCAAUGAGCAGCGCCUUUUCUCGAGUGCGCAGUUCUUAACCUACGCUGAGAAUACAGCUUUCACAGCGAAGCCUCGCUCACGUUCACAACUUGGAGUGCCCAUCGGUACAGAUUUUACAAGUGUGUUUAAGGGCGUGUUGGCGAUAUCACGUAAAGCUCAAAGUUAUUGGAGUGAGCGAAUUGAAGCAAUCGAGACUGAAAUACUCGUGUGUCUGGCCGGUGCUGGCGUCACUGGGGUCAGUAGCGUUAGUACAAGUUCAUUACUUGAUGAACGUGUCGUUGAUGCGUCACCAGAGGAAAGUUUCGUACAGCAUCGUAUGAAAGUUGUUCUGCCAGUUUCGUGGGAUCAAGUGGCCAAGUCAGCAGCUGUAGAAGACGAGGACGGUCAGACGAUGCUCUACCUGCCGUUCGAGACGCCGGUACAUGUGAAGGCGACAAAUUUGACAGUCAAGGGCUCCUUCGUGUUGAUAGCUAAACUUGCUUUGGUGGACCGUCAGGGCCAGAGAUGGCCGUCAGCUGCCACCGGAUGUCGGCGAGGCUUCAUUGUGUACUAA
Peronospora farinosa is the source of this 3027-nucleotide messenger RNA. NCBI's taxonomy places the organism in Eukaryota, Oomycota, Peronosporomycetes, Peronosporales, Peronosporaceae. The record is from the annotation of a GenBank genome assembly.